Molecule: messenger RNA, 2541 nt
Organism: Phalacrocorax carbo (great cormorant)
Lineage: Eukaryota; Metazoa; Chordata; Aves; Suliformes; Phalacrocoracidae
Source: RefSeq, a predicted model, not a curated record
GCGGCCUGUGGCGCUGCCCGGCCCCCCGUGGCGAGCGGGGCGGGCUGGUGCCCGGUGCCCGCCGCCGGGUGGGCGCUCCGCGGCGGCCCGCAGGGGCGGCUCAGGGGAGGUGCCGAGGCUCCCCGGGCAGUUCGGGGUGCGAGGCCCUCCCUGCCGGGCCGGGCUGUGUCCGGCGGGGUAGUGGCUCCCCCCGCACGCUCCCCGCGGCAGCCCUUCCCUGUCCCCCGUGGGGACCUGGGGGGGCUCAGCCUGCCUGGCCUUAGUCAGGGAUUUGAAAAAGAGCCCAUCGUUCAUGGCGAGCCGCUGUCAAAAGGCCGCGUCCGCUCUUGCUCCUUUUGCUUUUCAUUCCUGAACGUCAUUCUUGCGUCAUUUUUUGCACAGUUAAGGCUGUGAAGCAUUUCUUUUCGUGGACUGUUAGACUGAGCAAUGCCCAGACUCUUCUGGACUGUCACCUUUUGUUCCUCUCUGCUGGCACAGCUGUUUUUGUAGCGGUUGUUCUAGAACCCAUGGACAUAGUCUUUAGAAUAAGAGGAGGCUUGGAUCUUGCAUUUCAGCUAGCAACUACUGACGAGGCAUCAACAAAAAAGGCAUUAGGAUAUGUUUUCAGUGAUCUUGCAAGCAAACUGUCUUCAGAUGUUCUUGUAUUAAGAAUUUGCCACAGUUCGGUUUAUGUGUGGCCUAACAAUGGUAUGAACACUGUUCCAGAGCUGACUGAUGAUUCUGCUUGUAAGGAGAUAAGACGAUUUAUACAAUUUGAUCAAGACGAUGAGACCAAACGGAAGCUUGGCAAAAAAAAGGAUAAAAAGCUACAAGAUACGCAGCAGAUAGUCAACAUAGACCUCAUGUUGGAAAUGACAUCUCCAUUAGCUGCUCUGGCUCCAGUCAUUGAAAGGGAAAAUAAGGAGCACCACUACAUUAAUAUGACAUUGCCAGUUGAUGUUGUUGUAUCUGUUUCUCCAGAAGAAACAUGGGGAAAGGUACAGAAUCUCCUAGUGGAAGCAAUUCACAGACAAUUAACUGACAUGGAAAGAUGCAUCAUGAAAUAUAUGAAGGGAACGUCAAUUACCGUACCAGAACAAUUUCAUUUCAUGUUACCAGGAAAAAAUCAUCUUGUAACUGUCUCAUAUCCUACAGGUAUUUCAGAUGAUCAGUUGGAAAGUUACAGAAAGGAAUUACAUGAGUUAUUCAAUCUGCCUUGUGACAGACCGUAUUUCAAGAGAGCAAAUGCUUAUCAUUUUCCAGAUGAACCAUAUAAAGAUGGAUAUCUCAGAAACCCACAUUUACAUCUUAAUUCACCUGGUACAGAGUCUGGUAUGGUUUAUUUAGUACAUGGUGUAUAUAGUUAUCACCACUAUAUGCAGGAUCGGUUUGAUGACAGUGGUUGGGGCUGCGCCUAUCGGUCUUUGCAGACAAUCUGUUCUUGGUUCAAGCACCAAGGUUACAUUGAUACAGCUAUACCAACACACAAGGAAAUCCAACAGGCACUGGUUGAUGCUGGAGACAAACCCGCAGCGUUUGUUGGGUCACGGCAGUGGAUUGGCUCAAUUGAGGUACAGCUUGUUCUGAAUCAGCUUUUUGGAAUAACAUCAAAAAUAUUAUUUGUCAGCCAGGGUUCUGAACUAGCGUUGCAGGGAAGAGAGCUUGCCAAUCAUUUCAAGACUGAAGGAACUCCAGUUAUGAUCGGUGGAGGUGUUUUGGCUCACACGAUAUUGGGAGUGGCUUGGAAUGAGAUUACAGGGCACAUAAAAUAUUUGAUUCUAGACCCGCAUUACACUGGAGGAGAAGAUCUGCAUGUUAUUUUGGAGAAGGGCUGGUGUGGAUGGAAGGGCCUGGAUUUUUGGAACAAGGACGCCUACUAUAACUUGUGCCUACCUCAACGACCAAAAACUAUUUAAAUUCCACUCUUAUGCUGGAACAUGCUAAGCCAGAAUGCUAGCUGAUCUAGGUAGAACUCUUGUUAUUUAUCAGAAUAAUGCUUUAAGUCAAUCAAAACCCAGUUGAAAUAGAAAUAUUGCUUGAGUAAUUUAAAUUAAGAGAUUUUUUUUUAAAUGAAACGUCUAAAAAUAAGAGUCUUCUGCUGUGAACUGUAUUUCUUACAAAUACAUUUAUAAAUAACAUACUUUUCUUUUGGCUAGGACAACUUUAUGUUUAUAUAGCAUUUUUUAUUAUGCUAAGAUCUUUACAGAGUAAAUGCCCAUCCUUUUAUGGAAUUCUGUCUUGCCAAACAGAUGAACCAUCCUCUACCUUUCAUUGUCCAUAUAGCCACCUGUCUUCUGCACUAUGAAUCUGUUCAAAGGCACCGUUUGCUGCUGGUACUGUUGAUAACAGCAUUUUAGAAAAGGAGUGAGAGAAAAUGGCUCUAUGUACUGAACUUUGUGAACUUUGUUCUUAUAUUUCCAUAGAAAAAAUGUGAGAGAAUUAAUUGGUAUAUGCUCAUUUAUUUAUAGCUGUAUUAAUACAACUAUUCUAGAAAAAAAGUCUUCUGUAAGAAGUAAAAAUAAACAAGCUUUCCUCCUUCUCAGGAGACAGUGUACCAGCAUA